AUGGAGCUGAAUAUCGAUUAUAUUGGCCUCGCCUACGCGGUGCUGGUCCUGCUCGGCGGCGUUGUUGGCUUCAUCAAGGCCGGAAGUGGAAUGUCACUGGCCGCCGGACUCAUCAGCGGCGUGAUCGCGGGCUAUGGAGCGUUGACCAGCAACUUUUACGUGCUUGCGGGUAAGUCUUUCACUUUGUUCUUGUUGAUGUUUAGGUGUGGCCGUGGUUUUGGGCGGUGUGAUGGCGUUCCGCUUCUACAAGAGCGGGAAUUUCAUGCCUCCGGGCUUGGUCCUGGUGUUGAGGUGAGAUUUUCACUGUUUGGAGCGUGGGAGAGUUGCUUUUUCCGAGGGUUUGUCGUCUUUCUUGUUGUAUGCCAUGUGGAAUAUAACUAAUGUCUUUGAUAAGCGUUUUCUGGAUUUUUAUGUUGCGAGACAAGGUUUAUUAGAUUUUCAAGCAGUCUAGCUCUCUUUUAAGGUCAAGAUAAUUAGGGGUUUAUGGCUUUAGACGUCUACGUUAUGUUAUUCGUCAUGGAUAAUAUAAUUGGUCUUUUCAAUGUGAUUUUUUUACUUUUUCGAGGUAAGAAUAGUCAAUGCACCUCCUAAAUGCCUUUGUCUUUCCUCUGAUACUGCCAGCGUUCUGAAAGUUUUGAUGUGGUCGUUAUUUUUGAUCAAAAAUAUCCUGCCAUCAUGUGUAAUAUAAAUUUUAGUGUUAUCCUCCUCGGUCGCUGCAUUUUUGCGUUUGUUCAGCAAGCCAGAGCGUAG
This is a messenger RNA of Bursaphelenchus xylophilus (pine wood nematode), 750 nucleotides long. The record is from the annotation of a GenBank genome assembly. NCBI's taxonomy places the organism in Eukaryota, Metazoa, Nematoda, Chromadorea, Rhabditida, Aphelenchoididae.